Molecule: messenger RNA, 6785 nt
Organism: Octopus bimaculoides (California two-spot octopus)
Lineage: Eukaryota; Metazoa; Mollusca; Cephalopoda; Octopoda; Octopodidae
Biological process (GO): regulation of DNA-templated transcription
Molecular function (GO): DNA-binding transcription factor activity, RNA polymerase II-specific; RNA polymerase II cis-regulatory region sequence-specific DNA binding
Source: RefSeq, a predicted model, not a curated record
CCUCUUUCUUCCUCUUUCUUUCUCUACCGAGACGACACUGAACCUCCUUAAGCUGCUGACUGCGAGGAGCACAUUGAUGCCACCGUCAUUACUAAUAUAUAUAUACAUAUAUUUUUAUAUAUCUACACACACACAGCCCUUGGUGUAUCUAGUGAAAUCUAUUUAUCUAUCCAUCCAUCUGUCUAUCCAUUUCUCUCUCUCGUACUCUGACAUUAGCCGCCUCUAUUACAACAAUGAGGAAGAACGGGAACGAGCCAAAUCUGAGCAGCCAUCGGCAACGGCAGCAGAAAGUUGAACGGAUGUCUUAAGAACUUCUUAAUCAACGUGGAAAUAAAAUACACACAACAAUUUUUUUCUCCCCCCCAGAAGCAGCAGAAAUCGGGCCGAAAAAGCACCAAUCCCCUGCCCCCAUCAGCCACCAAAAUCCACAGUCCCAUAUCCGCCAGUGCCCUCUCUCUAUGUCUUGGCUGUCUUCUGUCCUGUCUCCAGACACUAAUUGAGCAUCUGUUUCUGUGGAUCUUCACCACAACUUCGUUGCUUGUCACUAGCAACAGAGAUCGACAUCGAGGAAAGCUGUUUUUGCUGUUUCAUAAACACAGAUCGACCGGUGGAUUCAUUCUUUCUUUUUUAAUUUUUUUAAAAACCAGAGUCAACAGAAGACAUUGUCUGGUUGACCACAACUCUCUACCUAUGGACUUUGUAGACUCCCUGGAAUCGACGUCUCACUGUCCUGACACACUUCAUGGAAGAUAAAACAUUUGGAAUCCACAGUGGACCUGUCAGAAAUUAUACCUUCACCUCUUCUUCAUCCUCACCUCGUAAUGACACCUUGAAGAAAUACUAACCAUCUCUUGCUUUUAUUAUCAUUGUUGGGGUUGUUGUUCCUGUCAUAUCCUGUUGACAGUUCUUCGGUUUCUCUGUGCAACGGUAGACCCUGUUGCCAUGAAGGAAAAAUAGACAAUCGAGAAAAUAGCAUCAAAAACAACACUUUGGUGCGGCUGCUGUUUAUAUAAACAUAUUUACUGCAAGACUAUCUUCCUACCUUUAUCUCUCUGUAUGUCGGCAUGUGUUGAAGCGGAUUUAUUGUAUACAAGCAGAGCAAAUAAAAUUGCAGUGGCUUGGCCCUUAAAUGAGUGCACAGAGAAGAAGGAAAUAAGAAAAUAACUCUAAUUAAGACAACAACAACAACAACAACAAUAAUUAUUACAUAUCAAAUGCCAGACAACAAUACAUAUACAACAAUACCAGUAUUUAGUUAUAUUUAUAUAUAUUUAUGAGUAGUUUGAUAUAAAAUGCCACACAAUUCAGAAGAAGCAGUGAUGUACACAGCACAUCAGAAUGGUCACCCUGAAGAGGAGGCACCAGUGCUAUUACAGCCACCAAAGCAGAUCAUCGAGAUGGGCGACAGCAGCGCCAACAAGAAGCCCUACCGAUGUGAAGUGUGUCGCAAAGGUUUCACAUUGCGAGCAUAUCUGACUCGGCACCAGCAGGCUCCCGAAGCCGAGAAGCACUUCUACUGCCAGGAAUGCGGCAAAGCGUUUGCACAGCGCGACAAACUGAAGAACCACGAACGCACGCACACUGGCGAAAGGCCGUACGGUUGUUCGUUUUGCGAGAAAUCGUUCUCGCAGAGGGACCGUUUGAAGAAUCAUGAGAGGGUACACCACAACGACACCUUUGAGUCUGGCGAAGGGGAAGACGACGAUGACGACACCGACAAGAACUACAGAGUGGGUGGAAGUAACAGCACUGGCAAGCGGCGCAACUCUCGUUCUCGACGUUCUGCAUUUAUGGUGCGAGAGAAACUGUAUUUGUGUGGAGUUUGUCAGAAGACCUUCUCACGUAAGGAUCAUCUGAAUAAACACCAACGGACCCAUACAGGGGAGAGGCCGUUUCAGUGCGGCGUUUGUAGCAAGGCGUUCUCCAGGAAGGACCACUUGAAGAAGCACCAGCGCACACACAGCGGGGAGAAACCGUUCCAGUGCACCACGUGUUCAAAGGCGUACUCACGUAAGGACCACCUUACCAAGCACGAGCGUACUCACAUUGCGGGUGCCCCAGCUGGGGCUGCCGUUGCGUGUGUAGGCGUGGCUGACAACAGCAGCUGUGGUGUUGACAACCACGGAUGCAACACGGAGAAUCACAACUGCAGCACUGACAACCACAGCUGCAACGCCGAGAGCCAUAACUGCAACAACAACGGCGCACCAAAUGCAGGGUGCAACCACCACAACCAAACCAAGCUGCCCCACCACCAUCACCACCACCAUCAUCACCACCAUCCCCACCUUCAUCAGCACCCCCAUCCACACCAUCAUCACCAUCACCACCACCAUCCUCACCAUCCUCACCCACAUCCGCACCACCAUCACCACCACCACCACCAUGUCCGCAGAGACAGCAACCAGGAAUGUCUGCCCGAGGUGAAGGUCGAGUACAGCAGCCAGGGGGAGGAGGAGGAGUCGGCAGACGUCAAGAUGUCCCCGGAGGAGUUGCAGCGUGUCGCCAGUGUAAAGAUGCAUGCUGUCGAUGCACCGACGUCACCGUCGUCGACGUCGUCUUCAUCGCAGUCUCCACACCGAUCACGGGAACAACAACAGCAGCAGCAACAGCAACAGCAGCAACAGCAGCAGCAACAGCAGCAGAAGUUGUUGAAACAGGAGGAACAGCAGAUGAUGCAAGAGCAGCAGCAGCAACAACAUCAGCAGCAGCAGCAUCAACAACAGCAGCAGCAGCAACAGAUGAUGCAACAGCAACACAUGCUCCAGCAGCAGCAGCAAGACCAACAGCAGCAAAUUAUGCACCCCCAGGACCAACAGCAACAGAUCAUGCAUGCACAAGAACAACAGCAACAGAUCAUGCACCCACAGGACCAACAGCAGCAGCAGCAGCAGCAACAACAGCAGAUGAUGCAUUCGCAAGAUCAGCAGCAACAGAUUAUGCAUCAAGAACAACCACAGCAGCAGAUGAUGCAACAGCAGGAACCACAGGCUUCGCCCAUCAUGUCAAGCUCACCACUGCAGCAACCAAGUCCACAGCAACACCACCACCAUCACCAUCAACAGCAGCAACAACAUCAACAAGUGCCGCCAAAUGUGCACCAGGUGAUUUCUCAGCCAGUGGUGACUGCACUGAGGCAGCCCCUAAUGGCACAAACAAUCCCCUCGACAUUUGUCAGCCCAGCUUCCAUGCCGACGGAUUAUUCACAUCAAAUGGUGCUGCAGCAGCCGGCUGUGAUGACCAAUGCCAACCACUUCACCUGGCCGGCCAGCUUUCAAAUUGCAGGCUGGACUGCAGGUUGGGCCAACGCACAGGGCUAUGCAGUCGACCAACCAAAGAUGGAGACACAAGAAGCUACACACAACAUACAAUCUAUGAUGCAGUAAGAUGCAUCGUUGUUCCAACCUCUAUUACAGACUGCUGUGGCACCCAAUAGCUGCAGUGCACACAACAUGCAACCCAAAUCUGCACCUCUGUAGUUGCAUUAUGAGGAAACCCCACACACUUUAUACCGUUGCAGCAGUUGUCACAUGGUGCAACGAACUGAACACUAUGUUGCAUACUGUUGAGAUACACUGCACACCAUAUACUACAUCCUAAACUGUGCUGCAGUAGUGACAUAGUGCAACAUAUCACACAUGCUAUACUGUUGCAGUGGCUAGCUGUGGGACACCACACUUAUGAACAUUAUAUAUAUAUAUAUAUAUGUACAUAUAUAUACUACCACAGUAGCUACAUCAUGAACUACUUGACAAGUGUACAUUGGCAGAGUAGCAACACUACAACACAUACUACUACAGCAGCUACACUAUACACCAUACUGCUACAGUGGCCACAGUGUGCUACAACACACCGCUACAGUAACCAACGCUGCUACAAUAGCGACACACACUACUGCAGUAACCAUACUAUAACCUACACUCCCAGCCAUAAUCACACAACAUUAUGAUACACAUCACUACAUUAACCACACCACAUGGCUACAUUAACCACACUCUACUGCUGCGGUAAUCCCAUGGUUCAAGAGAGAAACUAUUGUUGCAGCAAACAGUUUUAUGUUGGACACUAUAGUGUCAGUACAGUCCAGUACCAUACAUUACUGCUAUAUUCUACAGACUGUACUCCACAACUCUACUAUAACUUCACUCUACAGCACUACUACUUCCAUACUGUACAGUACUAUAACCUCUGUACCAUACCGACUACUACUACUACUACUACACUAGUCUAUUUACUCUACUGACUAAUUUGAACUGAUGUUUGUGUCACUGGCCAGGCUGUGUCGAUUACAAUGUUUGUCCAGGGUUCUGAAUGUCGACGUUAAAAACAUUGAACAAUUAAACAUAGCAAUUAAUUUGUCAUCUAAUUAAAACGAUGUGGAUAAGCUGAUUAACGACGUCCUCCCUUUCCCAGCCCCUACCUGAUGUCUAAUGCGAACCAGAGUCAGGGAAAACUGACUUUGAAUGACGGGAGUGGAAAGAAGUCCCUUUCCUGCUAGACUUUACACAAGAUUCAUGUGGCAUGUCAACCCUUUUAAGGGUCCAACUACAGUAAAACAAAGGGAAAUAAAAGCUUGGAAUAUCUUGGUGGGGACAGAAGUCACUGUCAGGGUCUUAUGGAUUUGUGUGAUGUGUUAACCCUUCUCAAGGACCAGUACACACUGAUGUCCUGUUUCUUGUGAUUCUCUGACCAUAUAUUUUUUAAUCUGAUCCUUGAAACUAACUUCUUGUAACUCCCUUAUAGCUUCCUCUGGGUCUCCUACGUCUUGCUGAGGGUAUGUAUUAAGACUGUGGUUUUUUUUUUUGUAAGCUGUGAUUUCCCAACAAUAAUGAUGUUUAAUACCAUUGUCUGCGUGUGACCCCUUCAACUCGAGCAAACUUAUGCCCAUCAGUGGCACUGAGUGAUCAUUUGACUUGCUAGAAACAGCAGUCAAAUGUCAUUCAUGACACUCUUCUGUCUUUAAAAAGGAAAGAGACAUAGGAUGGUCAUGGCCUCAAUGAAUAGUUUGGAACCAUAAUGGUUAUUAGCUUUACAGGCAAUGAGCUUCUGUGUUGGUGCCAUUCUACCAAAUUCCUCAAUCAUUAGAUUGAUUAUAGGUCCACUGGAUCAUGGCUAACCUUGCAUUAAACAACAACGACCUCUCAGACAAACAGUUGUCUUAUUUCUCCACCCAGUUCUAGUACCCUGUUCACGUUUUGCACCCUCACUGACUCCUUUUAUCUGUGUCCCAAUGUAAAAGUGAGGUAGCUUAGUGGUUAGGGUAAUAAGUUACCAAUACAGGGAGGUACUGAGUUCAGUCUGUUGUGUUUCUGGACAGAACACAUUACCACAGUUUGUCUUGCUGUCAGGAGCUGAGCUAAUAUAGAUUAAAUGCUUUGAGCAGAAAUGCAACAGAGUAGAUGAGAGAUAAAUCUCUUCCUGGAUAAGACACCAGCCUCUCACAGGUAAUAUUCCCAGCAGAUCUGGUAUUUAUCUCCAUCACCUCAGUUAUGCCUGGUGAGUGGCUAAAUAGGUAUCAAUCACCUCCCUCCUGAAAUACUGUCCCUUAAUGGCCCUUCAAGAUUUGAGAAUUAUCUCCAUUUCCCAUGUUGAUGCUGGAAUCUUCAUUGUUGUUAUGGCUACCUCAAAAGACAGAAAUCCAGUGUUUCUGUAAUGGUUUCUUUUUGUGUUGAUUUGGGGUUUAAAACUUCUGGAGAGUACUUGGCCCUGGGGACAGUCCUCCCUCGAGGAAAAAUUUUGUUGAGAGCAAAUUUCCAUUCCAUUCAGAAUUGGGUUGCAUGUUGGAAACACUUCUCCAUUGAAAAUGGAGGGUCCUUGGGACAUCCGUCUAUGUUUGGAGUCACUGCAUCUGGGUUUAGUUGAAGAUUUAUGUAUUUAAAGGGGUCGAUUAAAGCCACAAACAGUAAAUGAGAUUUGUGGGGGCCUACUGUGCAGUGGUUGAGUGGAUUAAACAAGGGCAUCGUUCACAAGGUUGUGCCCUUAAACAAGACACUCAACUCCUGUUGUACAGUUCACCAAAACAACAAUUUUAUCUGGAGAAAUUAUCCAGUGAUUAAACUAGAAUCUUCUACAGUUUGUGAAUGUGUGUCUAAAACAUCUGCUAAUUAACUGGACCAUCGUUAUGUAUCGGCCCUUUAAUUAAUUGUGGAUUGUGAAGGGGUUAAGUUUAAUAUCUCUGCUAUUUAAUCUUCUUUAAAUCUCUCAUUUUCUCAUAUAUUCUGGCCCCUUCAUCAUCUGUUCAAAUCCCUAAAGCUAGCAUGCCUCUCCCAGUCUUCAGAGAUCCUUUUUCUUUUUUUUUUUUCUUAAUUUCUUUUUCAACACAGAUAUUUUUCUUGAAACACUUUAUUAAUUAUGUGUGUUAAUUAUUUCAUUAGUACUCGUUAUCGCCACCACCGUCACCACCACAUCACUGUCACGACAUUAUUUCACAAAACACGUCUCCAAAAGCAUGAAGUAGGGGCAGCCAUCCCUUGCUUCUCUUCCCAUCUCAUUUUUAAAAGUAGGGAUCUGGUGGGCCGUUUAUAUUUUGUACAGAACAUCUCUGCGUCCCUCCACCCCACCCCAACGAAGUCCCCCCCCCUCAACCAAAACUUCUUUGCAGCUUAACUUUUUUAAAUGAAUCCAAUCAGAGCUAAAAAUGCAAACAGACGUCUGUCUGUUUGUCAUCUGCCUCUCUUUCAAUGUGUGUGUGUCUGUGUGUGUAGGACAAGUGACAUGGACAAAAAUCUCUUCCUGUGAAUCACUUUGUAACUUCUGACAAUCUACAUAUAUAUAUAAAUGUAUAU